Molecule: messenger RNA, 1929 nt
Organism: Dovyalis caffra
Lineage: Eukaryota; Viridiplantae; Streptophyta; Magnoliopsida; Malpighiales; Salicaceae
Source: the annotation of a GenBank genome assembly
AUGACGCGUCCUGUCGAGUAUCGCCUUCAAGGAAGUGAUGGCUGCUUUAAAUGGUCAUGGGAUCAUCACGAUAUUCUAUCUGUUAUACCUGAGUAUAAUUUAAGCAGCAGCCAUUGUUCAACGAGUGCACGGUUGAGAUCAAUUGCUCCCUUUAUGGGUAGAAAGGAGACAGCUAUUUAUGCUGCUGAUGUACACACUGGCAUUGUAAUUCGCUGCAAAGUUUUUAUCGACAAUAUUUCCAGAAUUCAAAUAUUUCAUAAUUCUAUUAAACUUGAUUUAGAUGGUCUUGCUACUCUCCGAGUUCGUGCUUUUGAUCGUGAAGAUAAUGUGUUUUCGUCAUUAGUGGGAUUACAAUUCAUGUGGCAGCUAAUGCCUGAAAUGGAUGGAUUGCCACAUCACCUUGUCCAUGUUCCUCUCAGGGAUUCUCCGCUGAGUGAUUGCGGGGGUUUAUGUGGUGAUUUAAACAUCCAAAUAGAACUUGAAGAUAGUGGUGUAUUCUCAGAUUUGUUUGCCGUGAAAGGAGUUGGAAUUGGCCAUGAGAUUGUUUCUGUGCAUUUGCUUGAGCCACAAUUUAAGCACAUGGCUGAUAAGAUUGUUCUAACUGUAGCAGAAGCCAUGUCACUUGAGCCUCCCUCACCUGUUUUGGUCCUUAUUGGUGCUGCUUUUCACUAUACUCUCAAAGUCAUUCGUGGAAAUAUUCUGCAAGGUUUCUUUCUUGAAUCUCUUUCUUUUGCACUUAGUAGCAUAAUUUUUGUUCGGUUCAUUGUCAAGUUUGAUGACUCUGCUCGAAAGAGAUAUGGCUGUAUAAUACAUAAUUCCGAAUUCCUUUUGCCAGUAUCAACUUCUGAUUCUAUCAUUGUGGUUGCUCUACCAUCUCCGCAUCAUAGGUGGUCUGUUUUGAACUCUUCGGUUGCAGAAGUGGACUACAUGUUAGGCUUUGCUCAUGCACUGAGCUUAGGGGUAACUUCUGUCAUUGUUGAAGAUACUAGGGUUGCUGGUCACAUGCAAGUUUCAUCACUUAGUGUGGUUCUACCUGACACUUUAUGCUUGUACAUAAUGCCUUUGUCUGUUUCUGGAGAUCCUGUUGAUGGAUUGAAAGCUGUUCCAUCCUCAGCACGUUGGUUUGUUGUUUCUGGUCGACAAUAUCUUAUUCAAAUGAAGGUUUACUUGGGAGCCUCUGAUGCACAAGAAAUCUAUAUUACAGAGCUAGAUGUUAGUAAAUCUGUGUUAAAUGAAGUCUUGAAUGAGCAGCCCGAGUGGCUGCUAAAGAUAGAUCAUAGGUUGAAACUGUACCGUAAAGUACUUAGUGAUGAUCUUAAGUUGCACAAUGAGCAGUCUGAAUACUGGAUGGUUUUCUCGUUAUCAAAGGAUAUUGUGGAGAAACAUGGCUGGCAGAAUUCUAGAAUUCUGAGAGCAACUUCCCCGGGUCUAGGAAAACUAACAGCUUCUUUAAAUUAUACUAGCGGGCACCAAGAGAGAAAAGAGGUUCAUAAGGUUGUGCAAGAAAUCAUGGUAUGUGAUCAAGUGAAGUUCAGUUUGGAUGGAGCAAGUGGUACCCAUCACAAAAUUCUUCUUCCCUGGACCCCUACAAUUUACCAGGAGGUGGAGCUAAAGGCAACAGGAGGCUGUGCAAAAACAUCCAGUGAUUAUAAAUGGUUUUCUUUAGACAUGGCUACUGUUUCGAUAUCUCCAUUUGGGGUUCUUCAGGCAAAAAAGCCUGGUAAAGCGACUGUUAGAGUAGUGUCCAUUUUUGAUUCUUCCAAUUAUGAUGAGGUGGUCAUCGAAGUUUCUGUACCAUCAUCUAUGAUUAUGCUUCAAAACUUUCCUGUAGAGACUGUUGUAGGAUCACACCUUGCAGCUGCCAUAACAAUGAAAACAUCAGAUGGUGAAGUCCUUUCCCAAAAUCAUCAGGAAUGUGCUUAUGGUUAA